AGACCCAAAAUCCACUCAUUCUCUACUCUUCAGAACUCCUCGCUUGCCUGCGCAGUUUCUCACUUUCUCUGUCAAAAACAUAUCGAGCAUUCGAGCUUCAUAAAAUCGACAAAUACUCCCAAAUAACAUCGCGAAUUAAGAAGAAAGAUAAAGCCGAUGUCCGCCGAGAACGACGAUGCUGCUCGCCGUAAGACGGCGAUUGCCGAGUACCGGAAAAAGCUUCUCAACCACAAGGAACUCGAAGGCCGAGUUCGAUCUGCUAGGGAGAAUUUAAAAGUCGCUAAGAAGGAGUAUACUAAAACGGAGGACGAUUUGAAGUCUCUCCAGAGUGUUGGACAGAUCAUAGGCGAGGUUCUGAGGCCUCUGGAUAAUGAACGCCUGAUCGUUAAAGCCAGCAGCGGCCCAAGAUAUGUGGUUGGAUGCCGCAGUAAAGUGGACAAAGAUAAACUCACAUCAGGCACUAGGGUUGUUCUUGAUAUGACAACGCUUACAAUUAUGCGAGCUCUCCCUCGUGAGGUGGAUCCUGUUGUUUACAAUAUGCUUCACGAGGACCCUGGAAAUGUUAGUUAUUCUGCUGUGGGUGGGUUGUCGGAUCAAAUCCGGGAACUAAGAGAAUCUAUUGAAUUACCUCUCAUGAAUCCUGAGCUAUUCCUAAGAGUUGGCAUUAAGCCUCCUAAGGGUGUACUUUUAUAUGGGCCUCCUGGUACUGGCAAGACACUGUUGGCUAGAGCAAUUGCUAGCAACAUAGAUGCUAAUUUCCUAAAGGUCGUUUCGAGUGCUAUUAUUGACAAGUACAUAGGGGAGAGUGCUAGAUUGAUCAGGGAAAUGUUUGGCUAUGCCCGUGAUCACCAACCCUGCAUCAUAUUUAUGGACGAGAUUGAUGCCAUUGGAGGGCGCCGUUUUAGUGAGGGAACAAGUGCCGACCGUGAAAUCCAAAGGACACUCAUGGAGUUGUUAAACCAGCUUGAUGGGUUUGACCAGCUUGGGAAGGUGAAAAUGAUAAUGGCUACAAACAGGCCUGAUGUUUUGGACCCUGCACUGCUUCGUCCGGGUCGCUUAGAUAGGAAAAUUGAAAUUCCAUUGCCGAAUGAGCAGUCGAGAAUGGAGAUUCUAAAAAUUCAUGCUGCUGGUAUAGCUAAGCAUGGUGAAAUUGAUUACGAGGCUGUGGUGAAACUUGCUGAGGGAUUUAACGGUGCUGACCUUCGUAAUAUCUGCACUGAAGCCGGAAUGUCUGCAAUUCGGGCGGAACGUGAUUAUGUCAUUCACGAAGACUUCAUGAAGGCCGUGAGGAAACUGAAUGAAGCCAAGAAGCUCGAAUCAAGUGCUCAUUACAGUGCCGACUUUGGGAAGGAGUAGGAAAACGUGUUCGAGUGAUGCCCUUUUCAUAGAACAAACCUUCCAAUUGGGCGCUUGCAUCCCCAUUGAAAAAAAUCUUCAGCAAUCAGUGUGACUUUUGAAACUAUAUUGGGACCAAAGACAAUGUUAAAUUUGAUUUUGUUUCCCAGGUACUUAAUACUAUGUGCUAUGACAAUGAGUUGCUAUGAAUUAAGAAGAGUUUAUGAAUGAGCAUGGCGAAUAAGACAUAAUCAUAAAUUAGCUAUGCGAACAAAUGAGAAUACACUAGCUUAUCAAUUGCAUCUUUGGGAGUUAUGGGAUUAUCUAAUAAUCAUUGAGAAAAGACGGUUACAGCAAUGGUUUGCAUUCUGUUGCUUAGUAGAACGUGUCGAAGAGGGGACUCAAUUCGAGGUUUUCUCAUGGAAGAAUUAAGAGCAUUCUAAUGUUGUU
Messenger RNA from Striga asiatica, 1785 nucleotides. The record is from the annotation of a GenBank genome assembly. NCBI's taxonomy places the organism in Eukaryota, Viridiplantae, Streptophyta, Magnoliopsida, Lamiales, Orobanchaceae.